AUGUCGAUCGUACCUCAGGGCGAGGUGGCGCGGGAGAGCGGCGGUGGGCUGUUCCUGUACCCUCAGUUGACGACGACAAACUACACGAGCUGGUUGAUUCGCGUGCAGGCGAUGAUGAAAGAUCAAGGCAUCUGGGAGGCAGUCGAGCCAGCGGUUGGUGAGGUCAUCGACGAGAAGAAGGACAAGAAGGCGAGGUCGCAUCUCUUCCAAAAGCUCCCGGAUGAUCUCCUGAUGCAGGUAGCAAGGAAGAAAACUGUGAAGAAGGUCUGGGAUUGUCUCAAGACAAGGUUCGUCGGCGCGGAUUGCGUCAAGAACGUGGGGCUUCUACCGUUGAAGAGCGACUUCAAUGCCAUGCGCAUGCAGGAGGGAGAGAGCCUAGACCAGUAUGCCGGAAGGCUCAACAGCAUGUCCGUCAGGUACGCAAGCCUAGGGGAGAUGCUCAACGAUGCUGCAUUAGUCAAAAAGCUAUUCGACACCGUGCCAGAUCGAUUCUUGAGUGUGAUCGCCGAGAUCGAGCAGUUUUACGACCUCGACAAGAUGACAUUCGAGGAAGCCGUGGGGCGGCUUAAGGCGUUUGAAGAACGUAAUCGCUCGCGUGCAUCCGGUGGCAAUAGCAUCGAUGGCAGCCAACUUCUGUUCACUCAGGCCGAGUGGCAGGCGCGACAGAAGAAGGAUGGUGGUAACUCUUCAUCAAGCAACAAGGGCAAAUCCCACCUUGCUGUAGAAAGCAGCAACCGCGACCGGGGUGGUCAUGGACGCGACAGAGGCCGUGGCAAAAGUGGUCGCGGCGGGAUGUCGCGCAAUGACGAGGAGAGCGGCUUGGGCGGUGGUCGCCGCAACAAGAGCCAAAUCAAGUGUUUCAACUCCCACAAGAUGGGGCACUACGCAAAAGAGUGUAAGGCACCAAAGAAGAAGGAAGAGGAGACUCAUCUCACUUGUGUUGACGACACCGACCCGACCCUGCUACUCGUGGCGUCAGAAGAGCCAGCACAAGAACAGUAG
Molecule: messenger RNA, 1002 nt
Organism: Phragmites australis (common reed)
Lineage: Eukaryota; Viridiplantae; Streptophyta; Magnoliopsida; Poales; Poaceae
Exons: 1
Coding region: 1-1002 (333 amino acids)
Molecular function (GO): zinc ion binding; nucleic acid binding
Source: RefSeq, a predicted model, not a curated record